GCCUGGUACCUGGGCCGAAAGAGCCUGAAAUUGGGGCCGAUAGCGCCUGAAAAAAACGGGUCCGAAAGAGCCGACAACCCAUGUAACAUUCAUUAUUUUGUUGUACUAACCUGUUUGCUUUGUUGCCUGAGCUAAACAUUGUCCAAUUCAUCUGAGUGUCCACAACUCCAUUAUUUUGUUGAUAGUAACAACUCACAAAUACAUUUUUACCUCAUGAGCAUAUUGUAUUAUCAAUCAUUUAGGCAAAAUGUAGAGUGAAUUGUGUUAACUUUUCCAAUGAUUUUGUCGUUUCAUAUUUUACACUUGUAGUGUUUUUACCGAAAUGACUAUGACCGUACUGUCCUGACCUACUUUGGGACCGGUGCGCAGGUAAGUUGUUCCUUUUACUCACUUCAUGAUUACCUCAUUGGCGACGAGGUUCGUUGUUUACUCACUCGGAGUAAGGAGGGUAACUUUUCUACAAGUUUUGUCCUUUUUUAAUUUAAAAGUCAGUCUUUUUCAAUUCUAUAGGGUCCAGACUACAUGCUUUAAGGAUAUUUACGGAUUUAAUUGAGAAUUUAGGCUAUUGUGAGCGUUUUAAAAACUUGGAAUUUUUUUAUCGCACGUGGACAUCGCACGUGGACAUCGUGGUCUGAGAAAAAACGUGGUCUUUGCUCAAAAAUUAUUUUUUGGUCCUUUAUUGAAUUCUUUCAUUUAUUUAUGGUUUUGAAUUGCAUUCUAUUGCAUUCAUUAACCGGACCCAUUGUUUUUUAUUCCCAAUUGUGACUUUGUAUUUUGACUGUUGUGUGUUUGUGAUAUUAUUUUUUUUAAGGUCUUCAUUGGUAAGAAUACAGUUUGUUUUGUUAUAACUUACCCUACCCAAAAAUGGCCUUAUUGAAAAUAAAUUUUGCAACGAUUGAAGAGUUCCGUUUGCUUCCGGGGAUUGGCGCAAAGCGUGCAACCCUCUUGCUUCAGUUGAGGGAUAAGUAUGGCCAGCUAGAUGAGGAACUGUUUUCCAUUGUAUUUGGUGGCCCUGUCCCUAGAAAUGUUUUGGACAUGCUUGACUUCACUCCUAAUAUACACAAUGUUGAGGUUCCAUUCCAAACAGAGGAAGGGGAGGAGUUGUCUAGCUAUGACAAUGCCCCUGAUUUCCGGAAUAUUUUGAGUGCUCCCACAAGUGAGAAGCAGUCUCGAGCAGUCUCCAAUCCUGACCAGCUUGCAGAAUUGUUCUCACAGGUAGAGCAUUCAUAUUCCGCAAUAGGGGAUAUCACACGGCGUCUUAACUCCUUACCGGAGGUACCAAGUUCACAUAUGGAAAGAAGCAGUCCUCAAUACAUUAAAAGUGCAAAAAGGCUGAGCUUUAGUUACCCCUCAACUGAAGCACCCAUCUUGGGCACUGACAAAUAUGCGAAUAGGAUGCAUACAGCAAAUGCACCCAAAGUUCGCCCAAAGCAUGAAGUCAAGAGUGUCCAAAAGGAGUACUCUGGCAGAGAUGUUCUUAGUUCUCGCCAUCAUAAACGAUGUCGCAAAUCUCUGUCAGGUCCUGUGGAUCCCCAUGAUAAAUCCUCUGCUGGGACAGGACCGAAGCAGGGUCCUCAGCAUGAUGGGCGCGUGUGGGACCCAGGAGGACAAGUAUCUGAAUGCAUGGUCUGGUCAGAUCAGCUUAACAAUGGCCUGCACGCAGAGGUUUUGCAAAAAGCCUGCAAUUGUGAUUCCUGUUUUGAAAUAGCCAUAUCACAUGACCCAUUGAACGUUUGCACUAUAAAAUCUUAGUUAGAGGCAACUCCUGAGGUUCCAGCAAGUUGGAGUUUUACCAAUCAAGAAUUGUGCUCUGCUCAGGGGAGAGAUACAAAUUUACAACUCAUUCUUUCUUGGCUGCUGGAGAAUAAGGCACCAGAUGAAGGUGUGUUAUUUUUGUCUAGCCCUGAGGCCAAGUAUUUCUGGAUAAACAAAGAAAUGUUCAGCCUGCUGGACAAUGUUUUGUUUAGAAAGAAAGAUGACUCUCCUGAAUUGGAAUUAGUUGUGCCCCAAGAACUUAAAGAGCAAGCAAUAAGGUGGCUUCAUGAUAUACCUUCUUCGGGACACCAAGGGGUAGCACGCACAAAGGCAAAAUUAAAGGAAAAAUUCUUUUGUUCAUUUGGCUAGAGAUGUCAAUUCAUAUGUUUUGUCAUGUGAUGUGUGCAGUCGAAACAAGAAAAACAAAGCUUAUGGGGUAGUACCCAUGACUGAAUAUCAGGCAGGUGCUCCCAUGGAACGGGUACACAUUGACUUUUUAGGUCCCUUACCUAAAACUGAUAAUGGUAAUGAGCAUUGUUUGGUAAUGGUUGACCAAUUUACUAAAUGGGUUGAAUGUGUACCACUUCCAUCACAAAAAGCUGAUGUUACAGCUAAGGCUGCUAUUGACUCAUUUUUCUCGAGGUUUGGCUAUCCAUUUCAAUUUUUUUCUGAUCAGGGUCGAAACUUUGAAAGUAAGCUGUUUGAAGCACUUUGCAAAGCAUUGCAAAUUCACAAAUCUCGAACAACACCCUAUAGACCAUCAGCAAAUGGUCAGGUUGAGAGAUUCAACAGGACUCUGAUGGAUGCAAUAAGAUGUUUUCUUGGCAAGUCUCAAAACAGGUGGGACAUAUAUGUGCAGCAAAUAGCUGGUGCCAUCAGGGCUUCAGUAAAUCGCAGUACGGGUUAUACACCUAACCGGUUGAUGCUUGGCCGUGAGGUGAAUACCCCUGCACAACUUAUGUUCCCCAAUGUACAACAAAAGUCUGAAUGUACUGAUGACUAUGUUCGAGACUUGACUGAAAACAUUGAAAAAGCUCAUUCUGUAGCAAGAGAUACACUAAAAAACACCCUUAAACGUAUGAAAAGAAAUUACGACAUUAAAGUAUUGCUGCGGCCAUAUGCAGUAGGUGACAUUGUCUAUUUGUUGGAUACAGCCAUCAAAAAAGGCAAGUGUCGCAAGCUGUGUUCACCUUGGAAAGGGCCCGCUUUAAUUUCUAAGAAAUUGUCUGCCUAUUUGUAUCAAGUGCAGCUAAGGAACGCAUUCUUUGUUGUAAACCAUGACAGGAUAAUGCCCUGUCACGAUCGCAAUAUCCCUGACUGGAUUGUAAGGCUUAAAUCUCAUAUUCCAGAUGCAGUCAUUGAUGCACCUCCUUGUGAGGAAACCGAUUUGUACUGUGUCUGUCGAAAACCUUGGGAUGGUCGCUUUAUGAUACAAUGUGAUUUUUGCGAUGAAUGGUUCCAUGGCUCAUGUGUUAAUGUAACAUCCACUUAAGCACUUGAUAUCAACAAAUACAAAUGCCCAACUUGCCGUAACAAUUAAUGCCUUUAUUAACUAGUUUCAGUAUAUGCUGAACAAGUUUUGUUUCAACUAACAUGUUAUUAACAAAAACUGAUAAAUGUAAAUAAAGGGUGUCACAGAAAUAAUGUUGUAUGUUACAGAAUGGAUCUUGAAAAUUUAAUUGAGAUGACGGAGGCAGAGGCUGAGGACCUCCUCCAUUCUGAUAGUGAGGCCCCGGAAGUUGAGCAGGGAUCCAAAGACCCUGAAACUUGUCCCGGUCCAGUAGCGCUGUCUAAUAUGGGGCAGCCUACCUCAAAACGCCCAAGUCAUCGUACGCGUUUUAGGAAACGACAGCGGUCAUUAGUUAAAGUAGGCAUGCCUUCAUCCUAUUAUCGUGGUGACUGUCUGCCGCACUCGGCUGCGCAGCGAUCAUGCACAAUCACUCAUCCAAGUAGCGCUGUAGUAGGAAUUCCUAUUCCAUUGAUGAGUGAGGAAGACAAUAUUGGGAGUGAGCGAUCUGAGCUUCCCCCAAUUUCGGCUAAGCUCAUGAAAUUAGCCGAUCCAUGCACGGCAGUGGCUCGCAUGGAUGUCCAUGUGAGUCAGGUCCGAGAAAAAUUGGACAAACAGGAAAUGCCCACUAAUCAGGGGUGUUGUGUGCCCGGCUGUACUAUUGAGGGACAAGAUCUUCCUCGGGUACAUGCUUUCAGGCAUCACAUCCCAGGAAUAUUUGAUGAUCGUAUGCCAUGUAAUGAUGCAUCAGUAGUUAAAGGACGAGUAAUGGCACUGACCCAGGUGGCGACAUGGUUACUCCGCCGUCCUUGCGUAUUGUCUGAGCUGGUUGACCUUGUUAACCGACAAAGAGUGCUUGCACCUUUGUCUGGCGUUCGAGUGUCCCCAGAUUGUAGGCAAGCGAUGGUGGAAGUAUGUAACUAUUUGGGGGUUUCGGUCCCUCAUCAAUUUGUCCUGUCACCUGCCAACUCCCCUGCUGUGUUAAUUCACUGGCGCGUACUUAGUUUACUAGCUGCAAUCCUUCAGCCAGAAGACAGGGAUUAUUGGAGAUCGGUUUUCCCUUGCCCUUCUGACAUACAGCUUCAGUCAGUUAAGAGUCUACCGGUGGCCUUCGAUUCGCAUUUUCAUAUUGACCGCUUGAGAAAUGCGGCUCAGGCCCCUUGCAUGCCGGUUGAUGAGUUGAUGGAGCUGGGUCAGGUGGAGGAUCACCAGCUAGUAAGAUUGGUUGGUGGCAUUGGGAUCUUUUGUGAUCCCAACACCUUCCCAUCCUCCCAAGACAUGUCAGGUUUACCAUUCAAUGUUGGAGUGGUAGUCGGACUGCACCCAAAACACUCUACUAUGAGCAAUGACCGCAUUAACAAUGCUCUAGAUCGCGUCCGCAAUAUGCUCAAGUGUGAAAUGGUAGUUGGUCUUGGUGAAAUUGGUCUGGAUCACUCAGUACCUGAUAAACAGUGGCCACGCCAGAAUGAUUUAGUGCGCGCAAUGUUGCACUUGAUCAAUGAUCGCCAUGUGGUGGUCGUUCACUGUCGUGGGGUAUCUGGUGACAGUGGAGUUGAGGCCUAUCUUCUGCUUCUGCACCUUCUGAGUCCCAUCUCAAGGACACAGAGAUUUCAUGUCCAUUGUUUCACGGGCGACACAUAUGUCUUAACAAAGUGGCUUGCAGCCUUCCCGAACACUUUCUUCAGUUUUAAUAGAAAUGUUCAGGGAUUCAGUCUGGACCAAUCUGAGGCUUUACGCUCUCUUGAUGAAAACAAGCUCCUUCUUGAGACAGAUGCUCCCUACUUCCGUGCAACUGGCCAGUGGUUUUCAGCACCAAAUCAGCUCUUUCAAAUUGAUGAAGGUGUUGCCAAGUGCCGAAACGUACCGGUAGAGCAUGUCCUUGAGGUGAGCUGCAAUAAUGCAGGAUUGUACAGAAUGCAGUAGUCAUCUCUGUGCUGUAGGUUUCUUGUUAUUGGAUACUUGAGUGAUUCAUAAAAAUAAUUUGUCAUUUAAGCAAAGAUGAUAAAUCCAUGCAUUUAAAUUGUGUUACCUACUCAGAGGUAGAGGUUAUCUUUAAUAAUGCAUAGGCUUUAAUUUGUUAUCUUUAAGUAAAGAUGAUAAAUUCAUGUAUUUAAUGUUAUAUGUGUACCUCCUCAGAAAAUACUGAGUAGGGGUCACCUUCAAUGUUCCUUUUAGGAUCCUGAUUAAUUUACUUGUUAAAUACCUGUAAAUUCAGUAAAUAUAGGAAUUACCUGUCUGCACCUGGAUGUAUAACUUAUAUCGAAAUUAGUCCUUGUUUGUUCUCUCCCAUUAUUAAGUUCUUUUUAAAUAAAGUAGGGGGCAGUGUAGUGUUUUGACCGAAAUGACUAUGACCGUUCUGUCCUGACCUACUUUGGGACCGGUGCGCAGGUGGUAUAUAGCAACACUUAUCUCGGCUGUUGUGGGCCUAAGUUUGGUCAGUGGCCUGGCUGUGGCAGAGUUCGCAGCAUACUUCACCAAUCACACUGACAGGAACAUUCUACAGCCAUAUCGUGAUUUGAAACCACAGCAAGCAUUCAAGGAUGCAAACUUUAAAGUCCUCUACCAGACUGUGCCCCACGAAGUGUGGCUCACCGUGGUUGCCUUCACCUUCACACUGGGCUCCCUUGCAGCCCUCGCUGUAUUACGACUGCUCUGUAUUCACAUUUAUCUCAUGCGCCACAAUACUAGCACCUAUACCGAUAUUGAUGAAGAGAGCCUCUCAAUUUCAGAAGCAUAUACGCCGCAAAAGGUUGACAGCUACACGAGCGGCGCUACAUUGAAUUCAGGCUCCUUCACCAUCGAGCUCGUCACUGACCUCCCCUGGGUAAGCACAGUACAAACAACACGCUCAGCCAAGAAAAACAACAACCACUGCAAACUGGUAGUGGUCAAUGAGACAUGCCCCUGCUGUGACCAACCUGACAACAGCUCCGGCUGCAGCCUGGAGGUUGUGUCCCUGGCGACAUGCUCUGCAGAUCUGUAGACAAUGAACUUUAGACAUGCCAAACAAACACCUUCACCUUUUCUUUUAUUUUAUUUUUAAAUUUGGGGCGAAAAGAUUUUUUAAGUCAAAUUUUUGUUGGUAAACAAAAUAACUGCAAAAUAUCAAAUAUAUUUUUUUUAUAGAAAAUAGAUAUGAUUCCUAUUUUUUUUCUAAAUAAACAAAAUGUGUAGGUGUUCCAACGUCUAAAGCUGUGCAUAUGAUUUUUUUUUUACAUAAAAAAUUAAUAAAGUACAUACCACAGUUAAAUUUACAAAAAAAAUAAAUAGCAAAACAUAAUGUUGGGGAAAAAAGAACACAUAUAAAACCUGAAUGCUUUUUUUCAUAAAACCAUUUAAGAAUUUAGAUUUUUGUAGUUAAUCAAAUAAAGUGAGAGGGUUGUCACAGAAAUGUUUGGACUUUUCUUAUUUACAAGAGUAUUUUUUUAUUUGUGCAAAUGCAGUACAUCAUGGUGUUUAAUUUUUUUCUGUGCAUCAGACAAACGUUUCAUAAUAAUGGAUUAAAAAGUAUUUGUGUUACAUAUCAAAUAAAACAGUCAAUUAAAGCGGGUAUAUACGAUUUUUUAUAUGUGUUUAAUUGUAAUAUAUUGAUAAAAUAUGUUACAAUAACACAAAAUAGGCAAGAAAAAUUAUACAUUAAAGCCGAAUUUCAUAAAAUGCAGCAAAGACAAAUUAGCGCCCCGAGCCGAUAGUGACGUACAUAUUUUCCUACAAUAACCGAAGCAUUCGUCUUUGUAUUAGGAUCGGAGAUAGUGUUCGUGUGUCGUAUGAAUAGAUAUCGUUGCAGGAAUUCAAAUAAACCGUUAAACUAAGUUUAGAUGCACAUCGUACAUGUAUGGUAUACAUGCUGGCGAAUUCGGCUGUACAGUCGUUUUCAAUUUCAGAAUUAAAUAUCUGGCUUAUUUCGCAUUUUUCGACAUAUGUUCUUCUUCACUUUUAUUUUAAUUUAUAUUGAAAUAUAUAUAUAAUAAGUUUUUUACACAGUUUAUAUAAAUUCAUAAAUAUUUGACAAAAUCGUAUAUACCCGCUUUAAUGCGCUCAGAUGUGCAGUAAGUGGGUUGUAAUUGGAACAUGGAAAACAUUAACAAUUUUCCAUGAAGCAGUUCUCACAUAGCAUUUCUUAUGUCUAUCGUACUUCUUGUCAAACAUUUAUUCUAAACAUUUAAUUUGACACAGUGUGCUCAGUGGCAGUAAACUGAUCAUUUGGUUCUUGUUCUGGGAAAACUGGGCUCAAUGUAUGUGCGUAAAGUGUUAUCCCAGAUUAGCUUGUGCGGACUGCACUCCAGGGAAACACUUUCCGCUUAGACCAGAUUUUGUUCAUAAGUCACAAGCAAUAAGUCCAGUUUUCUCAUAAAUAGGAUCACUUGGUUCUGAAUCAAGGUUUAAAACAUCUUGUUGUCUUCAUGCAGAUUUUUUUAAACUUGGAAUGUCAGAUUCUGGGAUUGGUUUUUAACACAGUUUGACACAGUGUUCUCAGUGGCAGUAAACUGAUCAUUGGGUUCUUGUUUGUGAAAACUGGGCUUGAUGCAAGUGCUUAAAGUGUCUUUCCAGAUUAGCCUGUGCGGACUGCACUCGGGGAAACACUUUCUGCUUAGACCAGAUUUUGUUUAUUAAGUCAAAAGCAUUAAGUCCAGUUUUCUCAUAACCAGGAUCACUUGGUUCUGAUUCAAGGUUUAAUACACCUUUUUCUUUUAAUUCAGAUUUAAUUUGGAAAGUCAGAUUCUGCGCAUAAUUAUUCAUGUUUAGUUUGACGCAGUGUUCUCAUUGGCAGUAAACUGAUCAUUUGGUUCUUGAAAACUGGGCUUAAUGCAAGUGCGUAAAGUGUCAUCCCAGAUUAGCCGGUGCGGACUGCACUCAGGGACAACACUUUCUGCCUAGACUGGAUUUUGUUUUAAGUCUCAAGCUUAAGCCCAGUUUUAUCAAAACAAGGCUCAUAUAGUUCUCAAUCAAGGUAACACCAUGUUGUCUGUUUGCAGAUUUUUGUUGACUUGCAAUGUCAGAUUCUGCGAUUUACCAAGAUUUGUGAAAAACUAAAUAAUGAAGCUAAUUCCACCUCUCUGUUCAAUGGUGUGUUUACUUCACAUCUAAUGACAACCGAUGAUGUGCUUGCGUAACUCAGCAUUGGAUGAUGGCACACAAUAAAAAUUAAGACAGAAACGGCUGACAAAAGACUUUCUAGUUGGAAAUACAAUAUAUCAUUUGUUUUAAACUCUUCUAUCCAGCAUACCCAGGUUGCUUGCUUCAAUUUUUUUAUAUGUGUUUAUACCAUUUUUCAAAGCAGUUUCUUGUUAACAAAAUAAUUCUAAUAGCAGAAUAAGAGGUAUUGAUAUGUUAACAAACAUUCCUAUAUUGUAAAUUGCUUAAGCUAUGGGAGAGUGCAAACACUAAAGUGACAACCCUCCUUGUACGUGCAUUUUGUGAACAAACAUAUUGAUUAUGUAUUUUAGUGUGGUGUGUACACAAAAAAAAGUUAAAAAUGGAAAAAGUAAAAAAAAGUAUAAACGGAUCACAAAUGGUAAAAAAAGUAAAAAAUAAAUAAAUAAAAGCAAAGAGAACGUUUUUUAUCAAAUCAUAAAAAUGUUUAAAAUUGUUUGAAUUUUUUUUAAAAUUCUUAUGAAAAUACAAAAGGUGUAUUGUUU
Dreissena polymorpha is the source of this 8901-nucleotide messenger RNA. RefSeq lists its product as uncharacterized. The record is from RefSeq and is a predicted model, not a curated record. The transcript is spliced from 6 exons. Lineage: Eukaryota; Metazoa; Mollusca; Bivalvia; Myida; Dreissenidae. Gene Ontology annotation, molecular function: hydrolase activity, acting on ester bonds. Bases 3416 to 5185 code for a protein of 589 amino acids.